This is a messenger RNA of Emiliania huxleyi CCMP1516, 1462 nucleotides long. RefSeq lists its product as hypothetical. Gene Ontology annotation, biological process: ceramide biosynthetic process. The record is from RefSeq and is a predicted model, not a curated record. Lineage: Eukaryota; Haptophyta; Isochrysidales; Noelaerhabdaceae. Gene Ontology annotation, molecular function: sphingolipid delta-4 desaturase activity. Bases 126 to 1238 code for a protein of 370 amino acids. The transcript has 4 exons.
GGUCGCUCCAAGCCCGGCCAAAGGAAUCCACCAGAACCUCGAGAACCUCGAGAGGACAGGGUUGCGACCGUGUGUGAGGGAGUGAGUCUGUCUGGUACACCUUGGGAGCCACACGUGGACCGCAAAUGACGCGCGACGCGGCCGACCCCGACGCGCGGCACGCUCGCGGCAUGCACGCGGAGGGCGACGACUGGUCCAAGCUCCCAAAUUCGCAGCGCAAGGAUCGGCCGCUCUCGUCGGCGCAGCUCAAGGAGCUGGCAGCAAAGUCGAACGGGAAGGGCUUUGUGGCGCUCGCGGGCAACUGCUCCCUUAUCCUCGCCACCGGCGGCGCCAUCAUGCUCACCGACGGCGUGCUUGUGCCGGCGCUGUGGCGGCAGGCGUGGCCGCCGCUCCUGCUGCUGCUGCUGCUGCUCUGGCAAGGCUUCCUGCUGUCCGCGCUCGGCUUCGCCGCGCAGCACGAGUGCCUUCACUACACCGCCUUCCGCACAAAGUCGCUCAACAGCCUCGUCGGCCGGCUUGUCUCGGUCCCGUCCUUUGCCUUUUUCCUGCACGAGCAGGCGAUGCACAAGGAGCACCACACGUACACGCAGGACUUGGAGAGGGACCCGGAACUGGUCGCCGAGGUGGCGGGCUGCACCUACUCGGGCGCCGCCUCCGGGCUCCCCGACGGAGUCGACCUCGCCGCCGUGGCUGCCGCAGGGCGAGACGCUUCGGUCGACUACUCGUCCGACGGGUGGCUGCUCAAGCACUGCCCGCCAGGCGCGCGACUCACGGCUUCGCUGCAGUACGAGGCGCGCGUGCAGGCCGGAGGCACGCUGGCGCUGCUCCUGCUCUGGCUCGCCGCGCUCGGCUGGCGCUCGCUGCUGCUGACUUGGCUGCUCCCCGCCUACCUCGGCCCGCCGCUCCUCUACUUCGUCCAGAUGCACGAGCAUGCCGCUUGCGCGCUCGACCCGGACGGCCUCUCCAACACGCGCACGACGCUCACCUCGCCGCUGAUCAACUUUGUGAUGUGGAACAUGAGCUACCACGCCGAGCACCACCUGUACACCAUCCUCCCCUUCCACGCCCUCCCGCGCGCGCACGCCCUCCUCAAGCAGAACCUCGUCAACCUCUCUGAGGGCGGACACCUGUCGGUGCACAGGCAGGUGCUCGGCUCGUGGAUCCGCGAGCAGCACGACGCCAUCGUCAAGGCGGCGAAGAGCGGCGCGGCGGGCAAGGAGAACGAGAAGAGUGACUAGCGCUUUCGCGGGCGUCCCCACGCAGUGCCCAGUGCGGUGUACCUUUCCCCCUUGUGUUCUUGUCAUUGUGCACAUGCACAGUGCUUACGUUUGGGCUACGGGGUGUACCGUAGUAGCAUGUAUCAUGUAUGUGUAUGUGUGUGUGCGACGUGGUAUAUGAGGGUUCCGAGGAGCGAGGUGGUCAGCUCUUGCCAGUGUAUCAUUCUCAUCUCUGUCAUCGCAGC